This is a messenger RNA of Paraglomus occultum, 967 nucleotides long. The record is from the annotation of a GenBank genome assembly. Lineage: Eukaryota; Fungi; Glomeromycota; Glomeromycetes; Paraglomerales; Paraglomeraceae.
AUGUCAGUAGAACUAGGAUUUGUCGAAACACCAGAAGGAUCCCUUACGGCUGACAAGUUUCCGAGCAAAGUCGGUGGAAUUCCGGCGUGGCUCAACCCAGAGUUCAUUCUGCCAGUUGAGAAAGUCCGAUGUGGUGUCUGUGAUAAGCCAAUGAUUCUACUGUUACAGCUAUAUACACCUGAGGAUGAGCCGCCUGAAGCUUUCCACAGAAUGGUGUAUAUAUUUAUAUGCAGUGUAGGAAUAUGUCACAAGACUAAUUGGCAGAAGAGAAGUCAAUUGCCCAAAGAUAAUUUAUAUUGGCCUUUAUCCAACUCAUCUGAGGUGGAUGAUUCAAACCAACCUAUAACAACUUAUCAUGCUGCACGUCAAUGUGUUGUUUGUGGUCUCCAUGGAUCAAAAACAUGUGGCAAGUGCAAGGCAGUAUAUUAUUGCUCAAGAGAGCACCAAACUAGUCAUUGGACAAUUGGCCAACAUAAGUUGCAUUGUGGAGCAACUGAUUUAUCAGCUGAAGAAAUCGCUAAUGGAAUACAGUUAUGCAGAAAUGCAGUACUAUUUCCUGAAUAUGAAAUAGUAACCGAGUCAGAAUCACUGUCAGAUUCUGAAGAACAGGACACUUUGGCUGAGAGUUCUUCAUUAAACAAUUCACAAGCAUUAGUUCCAGUUGGUGAUGAAGUUUAUGAGAAUUCUAAUGUUGAUGUGGAUAAGGCUUUUCUUAAGUUUCAGAAGAGGAUAUCUUUCCAACCUGACCAAGUUGUAAGGUAUGCAAGAUUAGAGUAUGAUACAGAUACUGAUCCAUUAUGGAUAAGUGACUAUGGAAAACCAACUGACAAUGAUUUACCACCAUGUGAGCAUUGUGGGCAACAAAGAACUUUUGAAUUUCAGAUUUUGUCUACUCUAUUGAAUCAUCUUAAGAUUGAUAAUACAAGAACUGAUUCUCUUGAUUGGGGUAGUCUAUUAGUCUACACAU